Molecule: messenger RNA, 2220 nt
Organism: Acanthamoeba castellanii str. Neff
Lineage: Eukaryota; Discosea; Longamoebia; Acanthamoebidae
Product: Ca2+/calmodulin-dependent protein kinase
Exons: 14
Coding region: 1-2220 (739 amino acids)
Biological process (GO): protein phosphorylation; intracellular signal transduction
Molecular function (GO): ATP binding; protein serine/threonine kinase activity
Source: RefSeq, a predicted model, not a curated record
AUGGACGUCAUCAAUUACAGUGGCCUGGGCAAUUGGGGCCUGCCCAAGGACGGGCCCGAAAUCGACCAUGCUGCUGCCUUCCAUCGCUUCGCGGGCAAGAUACGGGAGAAGCUCUUGGCCAACACGCUCCCGGCUCCCACCAAAAAGGGCGUCCAGAAACACUGCAAAGCACUCUUGCCCGAAGCACUGGAGAUUGAUGACCUUGUGAAGCCCCCAGAGGGAAUUCCUGAAAAGGCGAUACGACAAUGGUGGAAGGUCAUCAUGAGCGCUGAGGCCCGAGACGCACUGCUAGACCUGACGCAGAAUCCAACUGAUCCGAUCCAAGAAGCACGCAUAAAGGAGGGAGAGCUGCAGAAGUUGUUCGCCGCCGGGGAAGACACACAGGUCAUGCUUCCGCCUGAGAAACAAUUCAAGAACCUCAGCCCACGCCGCCCCGACCGAGCUGUUGGAUUUGACGCCCGCCACUGGACCGCCCUACAAGAGAACGACCGCGUCAUCCCUCCGGGGAACAAGGACGUUUGUUUCUGCUGGUACUGUGAGGAACUCUGCGGCUAUGAGACCUUCAAGGACCUGGCCAAGUCGGCCUUCCUCCUGCGCCUGGCGCUCCAGCAUUGGUUUUACUGGGCGCAGGUCAACGGCAUCGAGCUGUACGAGACCAGGGAUCGGUACGGGGAAUCGAUUAAGGUCGAGCCGUACCGGCCUAGCGGGAGCCGUGGCGGCGAGGACGAGCAUCAGGAGGAGAAGGCCAAGGAGACGGCGGCGGCAGCAUCCGAACAUUGCAAGGAGGACAGGAAGGGUCCCAUAAGGCGCUCCUCGCAGCGUCCCAAGCAGCACACGCAGCGAUACGACCCCGCGACAGAGGACGAAAAGCAGCCACUCCAAACACAAAAGAGGAAAAGAUCGACAGGCAGUGAGAGAGGCGAGAGGCGACUGCCGGAGGCGAACGACCCACCAGAGAGAAAGAAACAGAAGAGGGAUGGAGGAGGAGGAGGAGGAGGAGGAGGAGGAGAGAAUCUGUUCGGCGGGACGGCAGAGUGUCCUCCCGGAUUGACAUCAACAAGCACCACGUCAGGACGGAGCAGCGACAUCGACGAUCGAUUCUGGCUGCUCUGCCUGAUGAUCACCAACGGCCACGACGUCUUCCCCUUCAUCGGCUGGCGCGAACCCAGGCUGGAGAACCGGGUGGUCUUCGUCAAUCUGCUCGUGAAACCGCUGAGCAUGCUCAAGAGCGGCGACAGGCUGGCGAUGAUGCGUCUCGCGCUCAACUACACGGCGAUUCGAGGGCUUCCUCUCCGCCAGAUCGCCCUCCGGCUGCUGCAGGACCCAACAGUCAAGAUACCGGCCAACUACAUAAAACUCAAACCGACGGGACCCUUCUCCUCGAGCACCUCCGGCGGGAGCGACAACCGGGAUCGGAACCCGCUGAGCUCGGGUUCAAGUCGCGCCAACAAGUCGACCGGCAGGCGAAGCGGACAAGAAGACGGCACGACGAACGCUCCGCAGCCAAGGGGCUGUUCCGGACAAGAAGGGAGGCCGCACGACGCACUGGAGGGACGAAGCAGCAACGAACACCACCCACUUCUUCUGACGCUCAAGGUCGGCUCUCCAUUCGUGAACCCACGAGGGACAACGUGCGUCUACGCCGCGCUGUUUGAUGGCCAAGAGGCCGUGGCCAAGCUGACCGACGAGGCCUCGGCAACACACCUCAUCUACAGCAAUGAGAAACGCCUCUUGCGCCGCCUCGGCGGAAGAUAUCACACGGUCCAGCUCUUGGCUUCAAAGAAGUGUGUCAAGUUCAGCUACAUCAACAAGACGGCAGUGCUCGUAUUCAAACUUGCUCAACCCCAGGUGCGCGAGCUCCUCCUCCUCCUCCUCGCCAGGGACCCUGAGGGGAUCUUCGCCUCCAACGCGCUGAGAAUCGUCGUGGCGCUGCGUGCGUGCGCGCUCGAGUACUGUCAUUCGCUGGGCAUUGUCCACAGCGACGUGAAGCGUGACAACAUGCUCUGGGAUGACCAGCACAACCAAGGCACCCUCAUCGACUUUGGCUUCUCCAAGGACAGACACUCACCCGCGCUACUGCGAGAGUCGUUUCAUGGGACAAAGGACUACAUGCCGCCCGAACACAAGAACUCGCCCGCCGGUGACAUGUGGAGCGCGGGCAUCCUCCUCAGCAAACUGGGUGACGAGGACAGGGAGAGGGCGAGGAAGGUCUGCAAGUGA